Molecule: messenger RNA, 1185 nt
Organism: Anopheles darlingi
Lineage: Eukaryota; Metazoa; Arthropoda; Insecta; Diptera; Culicidae
Product: fibrinogen-like protein A
Exons: 2
Coding region: 1-1185 (394 amino acids)
Source: RefSeq, a predicted model, not a curated record
AUGAAGCUAAGUUUCUGGUUUCUGUUAUUUUGUUCAUCUUUUUAUGUGAGGGCAACGAAGGAAUGCCCCGACAACGUGGACGAAGCUCUAAAACCACCGAUCGCGGAAGAAAUAUUGGAACGCGGCCUGGAGAUGUUGCUGAGAAAGCUGGAAAACAUGGAUCGUAAGUUGUUGGAGCUUCAAUACGAAAUUCAUGAACUCCGAGAACAAAUGGCCAUCAACAAAGCGUCGCACGAGAAGACCUUCUCCGAUUUCCUGUGGGUUAUGCACCGCCUAGAGGAACGAGUGGAAAAGGAUGUAGGCCGUAACAUGACUAUACUGCAGGAUCAAUCGAUGCUGAUACUGGCGCAGCAAACGGCGUGUGCAAGUCACGAUCAGUUUCGUGAAAAAAUGUUUGACUUGACGCCGAAGAACAAUCAAGCAUUGUUACAACCAGAGGAUAGCACGAGACACAUUAACAACAUCAACACCUCAGCGAGAAGUAUCUCACAAGCAACGCCAACAGCUCCAACAACGACUACUAUAGGUCCAACAACAACAACACCGAGGCCUGAACAACCGUCCUUUACCUCGUGCAAGGAUGUUCCGUACAACGUUUCCGGAGUGUAUCUCAUCCGCGUGAAUAACGAUAGUGCGCCGUUUGAAGUGUUUUGUGAACAAGAGAAGUUUGGUGGGGGUUGGAUUGUUGUACAACAUCGGUUCGACGGCGGGGUAGAUUUUUACCGUGAUUGGGCCGAAUACCGCGAGGGUUUUGGCAACUUGACAAAGGAGUUCUGGCUCGGUCUGGAGAAAAUGUACCAGAUAACAACAGCCCGUGCACAAGAAAUAAUAUUCGAGAUGAAAGACUCCGAGGGCAACUACGGGUAUGCCCGGUAUAAUCAGUUUAAAAUAGGCAGCGAAUGUGAGCAGUACAGUCUUAAAACCCUAGGAACGUACAGCGGCACUGCAGGUGAUGCGAUAACAUAUCAAAAAGAAUCGAAAUUUUCAACAAAAGAUCGAGAGAAUGACCGCCUUGGUGUCAAAUGUGCUCAAUGGCAUCGCGGCGCCUGGUGGUACUAUAAUUGUACUAGGGCGAAUUUGAAUGGGCCGUACCAGCAAGUUGACCAUCAGAAAUCUAUGUAUUGGACAAAUUUCAAAAACAAACAAGGAUUGAGCUUCUCAAGGAUGCUGAUGCGUGAAACGUGA